Balearica regulorum gibbericeps (East African grey crowned-crane) is the source of this 1017-nucleotide messenger RNA. It is a transcript of the gene LAPTM5, whose product is annotated as lysosomal protein transmembrane 5. Gene Ontology annotation, cellular component: lysosomal membrane. Lineage: Eukaryota; Metazoa; Chordata; Aves; Gruiformes; Gruidae. The record is from RefSeq and is a predicted model, not a curated record.
GCACUGCUCGCUUCGCUUUUCAGUGGAGCGGUUGCUGCAAAUUCAACCUCCUUAACUCAUAGCUGUGCGCAGGGAGCAGAAAAUGACUGCCCAAACGACCACCAGGCCCCCCAAAUGUUGCUGCUUCAACAUCAAGACAGCAACAGUCGCUCUAGGGAUCUUCCACAUGGUUAUGAGUGUUUUGCUGCUGAUUGAGUACUCCUUGGAGGUGGCGAGCGGAAAAGGCUUUUGCAAAGACCUGGAUAAGGAUUACUACAGAAUUGCUGAUGUCAUCACCAGUUUCCUGUUGAUCAUCAUGUUGUUUGUCAUCAGCUUCAACCUCCUCCUUGGUGUGGUGAAGAAGAGGGAACGUCUCCUGAUCCCGUUCCUUGCUCUACAAGUCAUAGACUUUCUCCUCAGCCUCCUAACAAUGUUCAGUUCCUACCUACAAGUCCCAGCGAUUGUUUCUGUGUCCUCCCUUAGCCACACGCAGGGACGCUCGAAGAUCCCUUUCCUAGCUCUGCAGCUGCUGGACUUCUGCCUGAGUAUUCUCACUCUCUGCAGCUCUUACAUGGAGGUCCCUACCUAUCUCAGCCCCAAGUCUUCAGACAACGGGAGCUUUUUGCCAACCCUGGAGAAGUUACCAACCGAGGAAUAUGCCAAAGUGAUGGUCACCUUCACCAUUGCAUUCAUUGCUGUCCUCUUCCUGAAGGCCUAUAUGUUCAAAUGUGUCCUGAGCUGCUUUAAGUAUAUAAAAGCCAGCAAGAGAGAGGAGGCCAAAGUUGACUCGCAAGCAGUUGAAAAGGCUGUGCUGCCAUCAUAUGAGGAAGCUUUAGAGUUGCCUUCCAAGGAAUCCCCACCACCCUAUGUAGCAGUCUAAGCUCUACUCGUGGAGAGAAGAUGACAUCUGUGGCUCUUACCCCUUCUGUCAGAUAGUCAGCCUCAUUGAGAAGUCCUUACUUUAUAGCAGUAUCAUGCUUAUUACAAUCCAUCUCACUUUAUGAGCCUACAAAGAGUAAUGGUGAACCACUGGAGUUG